AUGGACCGCCAGAGCCCGCCGUUGAACGGCAAUUCCCAGCGUCGCAAACUCAUCAAGCGGCCCCCCUCGCACCAGCCCUACGGCCGCUCCUCGUCCGGCUACGACACGGAGUCGCUCGACGGCAAAAGCUCCAGCUCGCGCAACCUUCGACGAGCCCCCAGCGCUCCGCCAGUGCGGUCGACGGCUUCAAACGCGUCCAGCGGCUCCCCGCGGCCGCACCCCUCGAGCUUCCAGCAGCGAACGAAUGCAUCGCCAGAUCUCAGCGCCCGAUUUCGCCUGAGCGACCCCAACCAGAGCCGCGCCAACGACGACCUGAUCGGCGCGCCCUUUGACGGCACCUCGAUCCUCAACCAUAUCGAGGCCACCAAGUUCAACACCGUCCAGCCGCCGUCGCUCGUCAAGGCUGCGACCGACCCCCGCUUCGUCAGACCCUCGCCCACGUCGUCGCCCAGCUACACCAUGGAUCAAGCGCUGGAAAAGCCCCCGACCGGGCGCGUGCCCGACGGCCUCAUGAGCCCCAAGCGCUUCUCCGACGAGGCCAAGGAGGGCAAGCCCACGACAUCGCGCAAGAAGUCGGGCUUCUCCGGCUUUGUUAACAGCCUGGUCGGUUCCCAGAAGAAGCCUGUCAUAUCUGCGCCCGAGAACCCUGUUCAUGUGACGCAUGUGGGCUACGAUAGCACAACCGGCCAGUUCACCGGACUUCCUAAAGAAUGGCAGCGGCUUAUCAACGAAAGUGGCAUCUCCGAGAAGGAGAGGAGAGAGAACCCUCAGACCAUGGUUGAUAUCCUGCAGUUCUACAAGGAAACCACCGAGCGGCCGCCUGAAGAUCAGUCCUUGGAAAAGUUUCACAAUGCUGCAACGGCAGAUAGUCGCCAAUAUGGCGUCGCCCCGACAUCACCAAACACAUAUCCCAGCAAUUAUUUUGGUAUGGCACUCUUUUUGUCCCACGCCCGCCUUUCUAACCACGAGUUUGUCAUCACAGGAAGCUUUGAGAAUCCCCGCGCGCCACCUCCUGUCCCUGCCAGUAGUAGAACCCAUGGUUCCGGCCCGAUCAAGGAGAUCAUGCCGAGUCGACCGGCGCCGAAACCUCCAAUCAGCAUGAACAAUAGGCCGCUUCCGCCAAGUGCAUAUGCGGCCAAGGACUCUGGUAUCGGUAUGGCGCAGCCCAUUGACGAUGCCUCCUCCAGCAGUUAUGGCCAUUCUCAAGAAGGCACCCCAAUGCUUCCAGAGGAGCACAGGUCACGAUCCAACUCUCGCACCAACGGCCUAUCACCUUACACUCCGCAGACCCCUUCCCUCAGCCCCGCCACCCAGGCCAAUGUGUACCAGCAACAGUUGAUGCAGCAGCAACAGGAGCAAGCCAUGGCUCAGGCUCAGGCAGCCAUGACUGGACAGCUUGGCCGAGCCCCCAGCAAGAGACAGCCGUCUCCGCAUAUGGCAGCUCCCUCGGCUGCCGCAGGAUACGCUCGCGCCCCCGAAGCCAACGGUCACCACUCUGCGCAGCGCCAGCAGCCUAGUCCUGGUGCCCCGGCUGCUGCAGCCAACGCGCGUCCCCGGCAACGAGUCCGCCAGAGCAACGGCAUGGAUGUUGUGGCCUCUCUCCGACGGAUAUGUACCGAAGGUGAUCCGCGCAACAUUUACAGAGGCUUCACCAAGAUUGGACAAGGUGCUUCUGGCGGGGUGUACACUGGUCAUGAGAGGGGAACCAAUCGAUUGGUGGCUAUCAAGCAGAUGAACCUGGAGCAGCAACCGAAGAAGGACCUCAUCAUCAACGAAAUCCUUGUCAUGAAGGACAGCUCCCACCCCAACAUUGUCAACUUCAUCGACAGCUACCUCUGCGAUGGCGAGCUUUGGGUCGUCAUGGAGUACAUGGAGGGUGGCAGUCUUACAGAUGUUGUGACGUUCAACAUCAUGACAGAGGGCCAGAUUGCUUCAGUCUGCAGAGAGACGUUGAGAGGACUACAACACUUGCACUCUAAGGGGGUCAUUCACCGUGACAUCAAGUCCGACAACAUUCUCUUGUCAAGCGAGGGCAACAUUAAGCUCACCGACUUUGGAUUCUGCGCGACCAUCAACGAGGCCCAGAACAAGCGUACCACUAUGGUUGGCACGCCGUACUGGAUGGCCCCUGAAGUCGUCACGCGCAAGGAGUACGGCCGCAAAGUCGACAUCUGGUCUCUUGGCAUCAUGGCCAUUGAGAUGAUUGAGGGCGAGCCGCCGUAUCUGACAGAGUCACCCCUUCGUGCUCUGUGGCUGAUUGCUACGAACGGUACGCCGCAGAUCAAGAACGAGGGCGACCUGUCAGCGGUGUUUAGAGAUUUCUUGUACUUUGCAUUGAAGGUGGACCCCGAGAAGCGGGCCAGCGCCCAUGAUUUACUAAGACAUGACUUCAUGAAAUUAUGCGUCGAUCUAUCACAGUUGUCCCCCCUAGUCCGAGCUGCACGAGAACAGCGAGCCCAAGAAAAGGCUCGAAAAGGCGGUGCCUAA
Messenger RNA from Trichoderma virens Gv29-8, 2487 nucleotides. RefSeq lists its product as uncharacterized. Lineage: Eukaryota; Fungi; Ascomycota; Sordariomycetes; Hypocreales; Hypocreaceae. The record is from RefSeq and is a predicted model, not a curated record. Gene Ontology annotation, biological process: intracellular signal transduction; protein phosphorylation; regulation of MAPK cascade. Bases 1 to 2487 code for a protein of 828 amino acids. The transcript has 5 exons. Gene Ontology annotation, cellular component: cytoplasm. Gene Ontology annotation, molecular function: protein serine/threonine kinase activity; ATP binding.